UUUCCAUCUUCGUCUUCCCAUCUUUCCUCCAUAGCAGCCCACCCACUAUUCCUUCUCCUGUAAACUUGAUACUACAGCAGGUUACCCUAGAAUGUAGAAGUAUGGUUCCUGACUAGUUUUGCUUCACAGGUGCUUAGUUGAUUUUCCACAGUUCUCCUGCUAGGAGGAUUAAUAAAAAUAAUUAUCUUGACGCAACACUGGUUUGUGAGGUGCCGAGAAAAUAUCAUGUACUCAUUACUUAAAGUGAAUUCCCCCAGGUAGGAAGCUGUUAGUGCUUAGAAUUAGUGAGACUUUUAGGGGCUUGGUCUUGUUUCCAGACUUGACAUGUUAAACCAAUAAUUCUUCAGUUUUUUCCACUUUUUUUUUUCCUCAAUCUGAUUAGCUUUGUGCAAGUAAUUCUAAUGCCUUCUUAAACAAUGUGGAGAGAACUAAUGAUCUGCCUGAUCCUGUCUGGUCACAUUGUGGACCUAAGUGGCUUAGAGAAGUAGCAGCUUUUGUACUAAGUGUCUGUCCAAUUUGAAAUCUUUUAUGUUUUUUUUUUUAAAAGUAUAUGUUGGACUUGGAAACUAUAAAAGCAGAUAUAUAUGAGACAUUUCAUGGUUAUGCAACAGAUGUACAAGUUCACAUCAGCUAGAAUCUCAGAAAAGACUUCUCGUAACCUAUCUAAUUAGUCUAGACUCUAGAUCAUGAUCCUGCAGCUGUGAUAGGAAGGAUUGAAAACAAACCCCAGAGAAUCUCUGACAAUAGUAAUCGAGGUAAGUGCAUAGAAAUUAACUAGCUGCACUGCAUGAAAUCAUUCUGAAUGCCCAAGGGUGAGUAAACUUGUGCAUUUCAUCAAGUUAGCCUACAAUGUACAAUGCAUUUUUCUUUAAUAUAACUUGUAAAAAGAAGCCAAGCUGAAAAGUUUCUUACCACUUGAGAGCUGAUUGUAAAGACAGAUUUCCUCUUGGACUAAAUCAGGACCCCUAAUAUGCAUCAAUGCAAUCGAGCCUAGAGAGCAAAUUGCAUUGAUUGGUCUUGUAUCCUAUACCCAAACAGUUUAGGGCUAGGUUCUUGCCAGAUUUAAAUCUGUUGGCUUUAGUGAAGUUAAACCACAAGUAAAUCUGGCCCUGUAUUUUCAGCUUCUAAAAAUACUUUUUGUGACAUGGAUAAACAAAGGGACAGAACUACUAAUGACUGUGGAACAAAAACUUCCGGUCUCUGGCCAUGUCCACGCUAAAAACUUUGGUCAAAGCAAGUUACUUUGGCUUAAAGCCAGAGCAGUUAAUGUAUUGCUUGUGUGUCUGUGCACUUGGCUCCUUUUGUCGGUGUUGUGCAUAAUCCUCAUGAGUGCUUGCAUCAGUGCACGGUGCCGUGCACCAUGGGUAGAUAUCCCAAUGUCCAACCUGCCAUUGUACAAUGCACUGUCUUUUUGGGAAGUUUUGGCGAUUCAUGGUGGGACAAACGAGUAGCGCAGCCGUGACUGGGAGCCAGGGGUCAACUUCUAAGCACGCUACUGCCUCCAUCCCAUAUUGUCAUUUAUAUUCCAUAACUUUUUGCACCUUUUUUUAAAAAAAAAUCCAAUGAACAUAUGCAGCCCUUCUCGUUGGCCACCAUCUCUGACAGAAGCAUUGAGACUGCAAGGCAUUGCACUAUUCUCAUAAGCUUUUCAAGCAUAGGAUGCACAAUCCUACUGUAUUCGCUAAACCAAGAAGAACCAAAUCAGCGUGGAACACAGUAAGAACCAAUUCAAGGUGGUUGGUGGUGUUCAUGGAGAAGUUGCAGAUGGUGGAGUGCCGCUUCUGGGCUCAAGAAAUGAGCACUGACUGGAGGGAUCGCAUCGUGCUCCAGGCUUGGGAUGACGAGCAGUAGCUCAGAACUUUCAGAUGUGCAAGGCCACAUUCCCGGAGCUGUGUGCUGAGAUCACCCCAACCUUUCUGUGCAGGGACAUCAAAAUGAGAGGCGCACUAACAGUGGAGAAGCGAGUGGCAAUAGCACUAUGGAAACUUGCAAUGCCAGAUUGCUACCAGUCAGUGGGGAAAUCAUUCUGAAGUUGAAAAAUUCACUGGGGCGGGCUGUUGUCAUGGAGUUGUGCAGGGCUAUUAAUAGUCUCCCGCUGUCUAGGGAUGUGAUUCUCGCAAUAUGGAGGCCCGAGUGGAUGGAUUUGCAGAAGUGGGGUUCUGAACUGUGGUGGGCAAUAGAUGGUACACAUCUCUAUUUUGGCACCAGACGACCUUGCUAGAAAAUACAUCAACAGAAGGGGCUACUUUUCUAUGGUUAUGGAGCCAUUGGUGGAUUACUGGGGACACUUCACUGACAUCAAUGUGGGCUGGUAAGAGCAGGUGGGUGACACUCGCCUCUUUAAGAACACAGGACUGUUCAGAAAGCUACAAGCCGGGGCUUUCUUUCCCAACCAGCAGAUUACCAUUGGUGGUGAUGAAAUGCCAGUAGUGAUCCUGGGAGAUCCAGCCUUCCCAUGGCUCGUGAAGCCAUACACUGGCCACCUCGACAGCACCAAGGAAAGAUUCGGCUACCUGCUCAGCAGGUGCAGAAUGACAGUUGAAUACGCUUUUGGUAGAUUGAAGGGAUGCUGACAUUUAUUUACUCACAAGAUUAGAUCUCAGUGGGGAAAAAACAUUCCACUGGUUGUAGUCCCUUGCUGUGUCCUGCAUAAUAUCCGUGAAGCAAAGGCAGAAAAAUUGCUGCUGGUGUGGAGGGCGGAGGUGGAGCAGGUAUCUGCUGAGUUUGAACAGGUUGACACAAAGGCUAUUAGAAAAGCUCAACACAGGGACUACAACUACGUGGACCAGGGAGGCAUUGAAAGAGAACUUUAACAGUGAACCACAGUAAUGCAUUGUGGCAUACGGUGCUCAACCUGGCCUGGCUGCUUGGGGGCCUGUUAAGAGUUGUGUGGUGCUUGGUGUAUAUCUGGGAAUAUAACACUGUCCAUGCACCUAUUAAUUUUGCAGUGUUUGCUGUACACUUUUAUGAUUAUUUUACUGUUCCUGAUUGCAUGAGUUGUUACACUAUAACAAGUGUUUUUUCAGAACUGCUAGGCACUCUGCAGUAUAUAUUGAAAACUAAUAAAGAAGUAUUUAUUUUAAAAAAUAUAAUUUUAUUCAGUAACUGGCAUACCCAAGGUACAGUCUGGACUGUUGAACAGCUAUGUCUCCUCAGCUCUCUAACCCGGGGUGCCUCUUACACUGCUUUGCUGUGAGAGCUGCCACUUCUGGUCUGCACACACAGCCUCCAGCAUGUAAGUUACUCCCAGUUAUAGUGUGCAAGUGCUGUAGCCAGUUGCUCUCGAAUUACACCGCAGAGCAACACCAGCCAAUUCCCAGUCCCAGACUUUCCCCAGAAAUGUACGUCGUGUACUGCCCAGAACUAUCCUGCACAACACAAGCUCAUAUAAAGUCCAUUAUUUUAUUAAUAGAAAAUGAGAUGCACAAAUCCUGUUAUUCCAGAUGGAGUUUCCCAAACACUUCAAUUUAAACACAUUGGUUUAGAUCAAACAAGUUUGAGGUACAAAAGGAUAAAUUUUUUUAAAUGAAUACAAGUAAUGAGGCAUAAAAGUCAGAAUUGGUUACAUGAAAAAUUAAAACUCAACUAAUGCCUCACUUAACAAACUAGAAUAAAUUCAAAGCCAAGUCUCUCUCUCCAUGUGUUUCAGCAGCUCUAUUGGUUGAACUUCUUUCAGUCAGGAUCCCUCCCCCAGUGCAAUGCUGCUUCCUUUGUUCUUCAGAUCUCAUGGAUGCUGUAGGUAGAGAGAAAGGAAGGAGUGAUUUGGGGCGUCUGCCCUCCCUUCUUACAGUUCUGUCCCUUAUUCGAGAUGCAUCUCCAGCUGAGGUUCAAGAGAUAAAAUGUCCGUGUGGACGAGAACAUCACGCUGUUUCUUUUUAAUAUAUAGAUUUAGUUUGUUUUUUUGGAUCCAUGUCCACUGCCAAGAAAAGGAAUACCCACUUAAGCAUGUGUUUGGCCCAUUUGACCUGCUUAUGCCUGGCUCAGGCUUCAGCUUGUCUUUUGUCUCUGAAGAAUUGGUUUGGCCACUCCCCAGACUCGGAAUAUGUCUUAGUAACACCAUACAGUGGAAUCUGAUAACUUGCAAUGUUGCCCCACACAUUUUUAACAGGACAGUAUUUACCAGUGAGUUAAGAGUUUUCAAAUGAUGCCUCAGGCAUGUUUGUACAAAGAUUAUCAUAAUAGUAUGCACGGGCUGAAUACAUGGAUACAGACCAUCACAGCAAUAAAACCAGUACAAAGAAAAAUCUGUGCAAUUUAAAAGCAAAAAAAAAAAACCUUAAUGGAACAGACUUUAACAAGGGGAAAGAACUUUCAUGUCCAUUUUACUUACACAUACACUGACCUGUGAGAGCCAUGGUUGCUGUAUGUGAAGCUGUGAUGGUCCUUAAUGUUCCCUGGGCUGGAGUGGGAGUGGCAGAGGUAGGGAUACAACCCCUGAAGCCAGGUGGAAUAUUGAGGGUAGGUGUAAGGAGGUGAUGUAAUGGAGUUCACCAUUUACUGCAAAGGGAGGCAAGACCAUGACUGUUGAACCUGUAGGUCCAGAAGAGUUUGUAGCAUCCAUGUUUGCUGCUGCUGAAGCCCAUUUGUGUCCUGGUGCAUCUCCCUCUCCUUUUCCUGCUGGGACCCCUGGGCCUUUCUCCAGGCUAUCUGGAGGUUAGGUUCAUCCUCCAGGUCCUGUGCUAACAGUCUGAUGCUGCACUGUCUUGCAGUAUCUCAUUGAAAAUGUCAUCCUGAAGCCUCUUCUUUCUCCUCCUUGUCUGGCUCAGGAGUUCUAUGGGUGUGAAGGGAAAGACCCUCAAGGCCGCAAUGGCAGCAGCUGCAGAUAAAACACACAGAUAAAACAUUGUCAGUGGAAUGCAAUGGAAAGCAAAACUUAAGAUUCAGAACUCCCUUCUUUGGCUCCCACAAAGUUUUUAAACGAGACAUGCUCGUUGACAUAUCUGCUUUGGAGUGCUUAUGUAUGGCACCACUCACAGCUCCUGCCAUGUGGGGGUGAUUUUUAGCUGAUGUCCCUCUCCAGAGGGGAAACAAAGGCACAAGAGAGUACAGCUGCUGCUGACAUCCCAAAGCCACCCGGGCCCAUGUGCUGCUAGCCUUUGUACUGCAAUGGUUCCUGCUGAAGUUAUCGCUGACAGAAGUUAUCGCAUACAGAAAGUGUCCUGCUGUGGAGGAAGAAAUAAGGCAGCCCUGCCUAGUAACCUUCAGGGGAAGUUUGCAGUGUACAUCCAUGAAAAUUUCAUCAAGAUCUCUCAGGAGGAUUUAAGGGAUAUAAACAAACUGCUCCCCAGGGUGGUCCCCCCCCCCCUUGCCUAUCUCUACAGGGAAUGAAAAGCUGAUAACUAUGCUACCUCUUUGUUGUAUCACUUCCUCUUCUGGUACGAGAAAAUUAAUGCAAGUCGAUAGUUGUGUCCUGUUAAAUUGGGAUUGCCAUCACUGUAAUGGGGAUAUAAAUUUACACACUUAUCCGAGGUUCCUUUCUCUGCACUGGACUCACUCAUGCUUGACUAGACUGCAGUGGAGUCUCAAACAGAUCCUGGUUCAUGACCUAGCUGGACCACCCAGUUGCAUGUCCCCCAUCCUUCUCCUUGUGCUCAUUGUUCACACAAGGGGCCUGUGACCUGGGCUUCCUGGAGUGAUCUGUGGAAUGGUAGUGGGGUCUCCACAAAAUAUGGCAUACAGCUCUUUGUAAAAGCAGCUGGUCUGUAGCUCAGCAUCAGAUUGACUGUUGGCCUUCCUGACCUUCUGAUAUGCCUGGUGCAAUUCCUUUGCUUUCACGUGGCACUGCUGCUCAUGCCUGUCAUACCCUUUUCUCCUGCAUUCCCCUGUGCAAUCUGCUCAUAGAUGUCCAUGUUUCUAUGGCUGGUCGGUAGCUGUUUGCACAGCCUCUUCUCCCCACAGACCCAGGAGGUCCAAUAUCUCCUGUCUUCUCCAUGCUGGAGUGCAUUGGGAACAUGGAGCUGGCACGAUCAGCUGGGCAGUUGCAUACAACAAUGGAGAUUUGCUAGUUGUGCUCGCCAAGUUGGACAAUCAGGGAAAAGGCAAGGGUCUUUAAAGGGGAAUGCAGCCUUCUGAUUUCCAUGACCCUUGGGCAGUGGAGUUCACAACUGUAACUGGAACACUCAGCGCCUGGCAUUCUGGGACAGCGCUAGAGAGCUGUUAGGGUUGACAUAAGUAAUGGAGUGUCUAUCCUGAGGUCAGAGCAGCACAAGUAUAUAGACCAUGGCUCAAAGUUGCUUGGAGAGAUGGUGUUACUGUAAUGGGGCAGUUACAUCGGUGGGAGGCAUGCACGCUUAGGUUGAUGCAAAGCUGUUUACCUUGACUUGACUUUGUAGUGUAGACCAGGCCAAUGUAAACUAAGAAAUCUUUUUAAUAACCCCUCCCAUCAUGGGAAAGAAUAAGUUGUGCUAUAGACUUUCCACUUCUUUUCCAAACGCAAAAUGUUUAUUAAAUCACAGGCCAAACUUGACUAGCGAGAACCUCUAAACGUUGGACUAUGUAUGUCAGGUAACUUCAGGAUAGAUUGUAAUGCUACCACUUCAACUGAAUGCUUCUGGUUAUAUGGUGCUUUCAUUCUCAGGUGUUUGAUGCUGGUGAGUUUUUUGGAAUAAUGCAAGUAGAGGAGGUGGAAGAGGAAGAAGAUGAUGAUGAAGAAAUUGAAGACGAAAUGAAAAAGAAACCAAAUCCCGGAAAUGAACUCUGUUACAAAGUUAUCGUAACAAAUGAGAAUGGGCUACAAGCAGCAAAUCCCAAUAGCAUUUUCCUUAUCGACCAUGCCUGGACAUACCGUGUUGAACAUGCACGCCAGCAGCUGUUGCACGUUCCUGGUCUGCUUCACAGAAUGGCAAACCUCAUGGGAAUAGACUUUCAUGGAGAGGUCGCGGAUGAGGGAGCUAUUGAGCAGGUGUUGCAAGAAAUGUGGAAAUACAACCAGACCUACCAGCUGUCUCAAGGGACUGCAGAGGAGAAGGUUCCUGUCUGGUAUAUUAUGGAUGAAUUUGGAUCCCGAAUUCAGCAUUCAGAUGAGCCUACCUUUGCAACAGCACCUUUGUUUUACGUUCCUCAGCAAAUGGCUUACACUGUUCUCUGGCCUUUAAGGGACCUUGAAACUGGUGAGGAAGUGACUCGUGACUAUGCCUAUGGGGAAACUGAUCGCUUAAUCCGGAAAUGUAUAUUGUUGCCGUGGGCGCCUACUGAGGUAUUGGAUGUUAACUAUUCUACCCCAGAGCCAUCAGAAGAUCACUACCAGGCUAUUUUAAACAAAAACAAGGAGAAACUACCUGUGGCUACAAAUCCACCAGUUUAUGACAAGAAUAAAAUUUUCAAGGUCUACACAGACCUUCCCCAAAUCCUCAACAACUUGAAACACCCACGUUUUGAGUUUACCGAAGAUGAGGGAGAAGCAGACAUCCUCUACAACUUUUCCCACUUCAAAGAUUACAGGAAACUAAGUGAAGAGAGGCCCCAUGUGAUGUUGAAUCAGUUUCCAUGUGAGAAUCUCCUGACAGUCAAGGAUUGUCUAGCAUCCAUAUCUAGACGAGUUGGAGGGACGGAGGGGCCAAAAUGGCUGCCUCGUACUUUUAACCUUCACACGGAAUUACCCCAGUUUAUCAGCUAUUUUCAGCAAUGUGAGAGGAGGGGAGAAGACAAUCAUUGGAUAUGCAAACCAUGGAACUUGGCCAGAAGCCUAGACACCCACAUCACCAACAAUCUUCACAACAUCAUCAGACACAGGGAAAGCAGCCCGAAGGUAGUGUCUAAGUAUAUUGAGAGUCCAGUAUUGUUUCAUCGGGAAGAUGUGGGGAUGGUUAAAUUUGACAUUCGUUACGUUGUGCUUCUGCGAUCCGUAAAGCCACUCAAGCUGUAUGCUUAUGAUGUUUUUUGGCUACGGUUCUCAAAUCGUGCAUUUUCACUUGAUGACUUAGACGACUAUGAGAAGCAUUUUACUGUCAUGAACUAUGCUUCUGGUGUAACCUUAAAACAGGUUCACUAUGAUGAAUUUAUUCCUCUGUUUGAGAAGCAGUAUCCUGAAUAUUCCUGGAAAACUGUACAAGCAGAGAUUUUUAAGGCAUUUGCUGAAUUAUUCCAAGCUGCUUCAGCUAAACCUGCACCACUUGGCAUCUGUGAUUAUCCAUCGUCGCGAGCAGUAUAUGCCAUUGACCUGAUGCUUAAGUGGGAUACUACCGGAGAUGGGAAAAGAAUUAUGCAGCCUCAGGUCCUGGAGGUGAACUUCAACCCUGACUGUGACAGAGCCUGCAAAUACCACCCUACCUUUUUUAAUGAUGUCUUCAGCACCCUAUUUCUGGAUGAAACAAAUAAUUGUCAUGUGACAUAUGUUGUUUAGGCCUAGAAGGCUCGACUUGGUUACUUGUUUCCUUUACAGAUAUGCUUAACAGCAAUAUUUAUAUUUCAGUUCUAUGAGCUGUUUAUGCGACUAUUUUCCUAAAAUGGUAAUGAAGGAAAACUUUUAUCAGAUGAAUGGGCAUAUACUGUACUUGUAAUCAGUAAUCUGUGUUUUCUUGUCUUGUUUAGUUCUAAUCAUCAACUUGUGUUGACUUAAUUGUCUUAUUAAAGCCCAGAAAAGUAUAAUAGUAACUGGAGCAAUCAGCUGUUGUUUCUUAGGUAGCCUAGUAUACCUUAUUUGCAUAGCAGGAAGUGUUGUACACAUUUUCUGUGUCUGCAUUAGAAUAAUAAAUUCCUGUAUCAGAAUGUCUGAGAUCAUACACCAUCUCUUCCUCUCUGUGGAAUACCAUUGUCUUCCAAGCACUAAAAUGCUUUAUUCCACAAAUAGAUGUGAAGCAUCUUACUUUAGGGUUGCAUCUGGUAACUCCAAUGAGCGAACAUUUAUGAAGCCUGUUUGUAAUAAAGUAUUGCAGCAAUAUUAGAGUUAGUUUUUUCAAUUAAAGGUCACUAUACUUUCUCAAAAA
Dermochelys coriacea (leatherback sea turtle) is the source of this 8924-nucleotide messenger RNA. It is a transcript of the gene TTLL12, whose product is annotated as tubulin tyrosine ligase like 12. Lineage: Eukaryota; Metazoa; Chordata; Testudines; Dermochelyidae. Bases 6545 to 8341 code for a protein of 598 amino acids. Gene Ontology annotation, biological process: protein modification process. The record is from RefSeq and is a predicted model, not a curated record. The transcript is spliced from 14 exons.